Molecule: messenger RNA, 1569 nt
Organism: Cebus imitator (Panamanian white-faced capuchin)
Lineage: Eukaryota; Metazoa; Chordata; Mammalia; Primates; Cebidae
Gene: DDX39A
Product: DExD-box helicase 39A
Exons: 11
Coding region: 160-1443 (427 amino acids)
Biological process (GO): mRNA splicing, via spliceosome; mRNA export from nucleus
Molecular function (GO): RNA binding; RNA helicase activity; ATP binding
Source: RefSeq, a predicted model, not a curated record
GCUUCGGUCUCUCUUGAAUGAGAAGGCAGCGGCCCAGUGAGCAGAGCUGUAGCCUGACGCAAGAGGCAGGAAGCGCGGCAGCUCGUGCCUGAGCGCCCGGCGGAUAACCGAAGUCGGAAGACUCUCCUAGCAGCACGCGAAGAACGGCGAGCCGGCAGCAUGGCAGAACAGGAUGUGGAAAACGAGCUUUUGGAUUACGACGAAGAGGAAGAGCCCCAGGCUCCUCAAGAGAGCACACCAGUUCCCCCUAAAAAAGACAUCAAGGGAUCCUAUGUUUCCAUCCACAGCUCUGGCUUCCGGGACUUUCUGCUGAAGCCAGAGCUCCUGCGGGCCAUCGUGGACUGUGGCUUUGAGCAUCCAUCUGAGGUCCAGCACGAGUGCAUUCCCCAGGCCAUCCUGGGCAUGGACGUCCUGUGCCAGGCCAAGUCUGGGAUGGGGAAGACGGCAGUCUUUGUGCUAGCCACCCUGCAACAGAUAGAGCCCGUCAACGGACAGGUGACGGUCCUGGUCAUGUGCCACACGAGGGAGCUGGCCUUCCAGAUCAGCAAGGAAUAUGAGCGCUUCUCCAAGUACAUGCCCAGCGUCAAGGUGUCUGUAUUCUUUGGGGGCCUCUCCAUCAAGAAGGAUGAAGAAGUGUUGAAGAAGAACUGUCCCCAUGUUGUGGUGGGGACCCCGGGCCGCAUCCUGGCGCUUGUGCGGAACAGAAGCUUCAGCCUAAAGAAUGUGAAGCACUUUGUGCUGGACGAGUGUGACAAAAUGCUGGAGCAGCUCGACAUGCGGCGGGACGUGCAGGAGAUCUUCCGCCUGACGCCACAUGAGAAGCAGUGCAUGAUGUUCAGCGCCACCCUGAGCAAGGACAUCAGGCCUGUGUGCAGGAAGUUCAUGCAGGAUCCCAUGGAGGUGUUUGUGGAUGAUGAGACCAAGCUCACGCUGCACGGACUGCAGCAGCACUACGUCAAACUCAAAGACAGCGAGAAGAACCGGAAGCUCUUCGACCUCCUGGACGUGCUGGAGUUUAACCAGGUGAUAAUCUUCGUCAAGUCAGUGCAGCGCUGCAUGGCCCUGGCCCAGCUCCUCGUGGAGCAGAACUUCCCGGCCAUUGCCAUCCACCGGGGCAUGGCCCAGGAGGAGCGCCUGUCGCGCUAUCAGCAGUUCAAGGAUUUCCAGCGGCGGAUCCUGGUGGCCACCAAUCUGUUUGGCCGAGGGAUGGACAUUGAGCGAGUCAACAUUGUCUUUAACUACGACAUGCCUGAGGACUCGGACACCUACCUGCACCGGGUGGCCCGGGCUGGUCGCUUUGGCACCAAAGGCCUAGCCAUCACUUUUGUGUCUGACGAGAAUGAUGCCAAAAUCCUCAAUGACGUCCAGGACCGGUUUGAAGUUAAUGUGGCAGAGCUUCCAGAGGAAAUUGACAUCUCCACAUACAUUGAGCAGAGCCGGUAACCACCACGUGCCCUGCCAGUCCAGAGCCGCCAACCUGGAGCCUCCCGCAUGCAGCUGUACCUCCUUCUUCCAGAUGCCCCUGUUCAGAAGCUAUAGAUUGUGUAAGAAUAAACUUGUAUUAUGGAA